Molecule: messenger RNA, 1589 nt
Organism: Symsagittifera roscoffensis
Lineage: Eukaryota; Metazoa; Xenacoelomorpha; Acoela; Convolutidae
Product: MFS-type transporter SLC18B1-like
Exons: 1
Coding region: 59-1588 (509 amino acids)
Biological process (GO): transmembrane transport
Molecular function (GO): transmembrane transporter activity
Source: RefSeq, a predicted model, not a curated record
CAAAUACCAACAUUAUUGCAAUUUAAUUAGUUCUCAAAUAGCGAACCCAGUUGAAACCAUGAAACAAAGCAAGCUUGUUAAAGUGACCGCCUUAUUUCUAGGUCUCAGUUUCUUUCUUGGGGAGGGACUGAAUUAUUCACAACUCGGGCCUUUUUUCCCAACAGAAGCUUCCGAGCACAAAGGCGUGUCCACAACUCUAAUCGGCGUCAUCACCGGUGCGUUUGACGUGGCAAACUUCUUGGCCGCAUUCACUCUCGCCUCCUUCAUUUCACCGGAGACUCAGAAGUUCUUCUUCUGCACGGGUGCUUUGAUCUCUGCAUCGUGCAAUGGACUGUUCGGAGUCAUGGGCUACAGCGUGGGUGGGGUGCCGUUCAUAGUUGUGUGCACCCUAGUGCGUGCCCUGAUGGGGGUGGGGGCUUCGAUGGUGUGGUCUACUGGAGUACCUCUUCUGGUCCCCAUCUACCCUCAGUGGUCGGGCAGAAUCACCAGUCUGAUCGAGACCUCAAUCGGACUGGGACUGAUGAUCGGGCCUACAAUAGGCAGCGCCCUCUACUCCCUCGGGGGCUACUCCACCCCAUUUCUAGUCGCGGCCGCAACCCAAAUCCUAUUUGCAGUCAUGUGCAUAUUCUUCUUACCAAAUAAAGCAACUGAACACGAUAAUAAACAAACGGUGAAAACUACGUCUGGGCAUCCAGAGGGGAGUGAGGUCAUGUUGGAUUUCGAGUUGCCCGGCUACACCUUUCUUUACUUCGCCACCCGGCCGAGCUUAAUCGGAGUUUCUCUUCCAGUGCUCGGUCACUCCGCUUCAAUGGGUUUCAUCGACGUAGCCAUCGGUCCCUACUUAAAAGACACUUUUGGAGUCGGCGGUGACAUUGCCGGCUAUUAUUUCUUGGCCUAUUCUGGCUUUUAUGCCCUUUCUGCUCCUUUAUUAGGUCUGUUAAUUGACCGUGGACAUGCGGGCAGGAUUCUUUUGAUAUCUUGCUUUUGCGGUGCUCUUUCGUACGCACUGCUAUGGCUACCUGACAUAGUUCCCUCUCUCGAGUCUAAAUACUGGCUGAUCGCCUGUCUAAUGUUUGUGGGAAUCGCAAAUGCCGGCGGCUUCACAUCCAUUUAUCUCAUAUUUGAAAAACUGGCCUACGCUGUCGGAUUUAGAGUUGAGAAUAACGUGAAGCUCAUGACCGCAGCCCUACUUAAUGCAUGUUUUGCAAGUGGUAGAAUGUUGGGCCCGAUUGUGGUGGGCGGGGUGUUCAUGGACCACUUCGGGUACUACUACAGUUGUCUGUUAAUGGGCUGUCUCUUUCUGGGUUCCAGUGUUUCCACCUGCUAUGUUCUGUUCACCCGCCGGCUGCUCAAAAGAGUGUUCUACCCACAACAGGCAGACUGCGAGAGGGACGUCAUUGUGAAAUACGAGAGUGUUGUCGAGACACUGCACGUGAGCAGUGGCGGGGGAGUGUCGGGGGGCACAGUCACGAGCACGAAAUCACGAGUGGCACCCUCGGAUUAUCUGAUCCAAUCAGCCCGCUACAAUCCCAUAGCCCUGUCUUUAAAAUUGUCGGGCAGAACAGACUAUUCCACAAAAAGAACAUGAA